CAGAGACAGAGCAGGAGACUGGCAGCAUCUGUCCAGCUCCAAGAUCAACUCUUCCAAAAGUAGUGACUACAGACUGUUCUUCAACCUCGGAGAAGGCAGAUAAUGAUGAUGAGACUCAUACUUCUCGCCCUCCUGUGUGGAGGGGCAUCUCAGGUGGUGCGUCACUCUCUGCGAUACCUGCACACUGCCGUCAGUUCCUUGUCGGAAUUCCCUGAGUACACUGAUGUGGGUUAUGUGGAUGAUCAGCAGUUUGUUUACUAUGACAGUAAGAUCCAGCAGUACACCCCGCGGCAGCGCUGGAUCAUGGAGAAUGUGGGAUCGGAUUACUGGGAUCAGAACACACAGAAACUGCGCGGCUGGCAGUCGUCGGGAAAGGUCGCUAUCCAGACGCUAAUGGAGAGGACCAACCAGAGUGGGGGGAUUCACACCUACCAGCUGGUAUACGGCUGUGAGCUCCAGGAUAAUGUCCCCAUCAGUGGGUUUCAUCAGCACGGCUGGGACGGACGGGAUUUCAUCAGCUUCGACAAGGACAGGAUGGUGUGGGUGACCCCUGUCAGCUGGGGGGAGAGCACCAAAAAUAAAUGGGACGAGGACUCGGGAUUAAACAAACAGAAGAAAGGUUACCUGGAACAGGAGUGUAUUGAGUGGCUGAAAAAAUACCUUCAGUAUGGAGCGAAAGAACUGAAACCAGUGAAACCCUCUGUAACCCUGACCCCUGUGAGGGAGAAUAAAGAUCUCUCCUGUAUCACCACUGGCUUCUACCCUCAGGCCAUUGAGGUGAAUCUGUUCCGGGAUGGAGCGAAGAUUAAUGAAUUACAAUCGACUGGAAUCCGACCCAAUCACGAUGGAUCCUACCAGAUCCGCAAACGGAUGGAGUUUGACCCAAAUUCCCAGGCCAAGUAUUCCUGCGAGGUGGAACACAGCGGAUUGGGGCAGAAGCUGGUGGUGUUUUAUGAACCAAAGAGUAGCUCCAAGCUGCCGGUUAAAAUCGGUCUUGUCGUUGCUCUCCUGCUAAUUGUUGCUGUCAUCGCUGGGGGUGUCUGGUACAAGAAGAAAGCAGGCCAGAAUACUGGCUAUAACCCAGUGAAGACUUCUUAUCAAAGGGAAUCUUCCUCAAGCUCCUCUGCCACUGACUAG
Hemiscyllium ocellatum (epaulette shark) is the source of this 1137-nucleotide messenger RNA. RefSeq names its product class I histocompatibility antigen, F10 alpha chain-like. Gene Ontology annotation, biological process: immune response. NCBI's taxonomy places the organism in Eukaryota, Metazoa, Chordata, Chondrichthyes, Orectolobiformes, Hemiscylliidae. The record is from RefSeq and is a predicted model, not a curated record. Gene Ontology annotation, cellular component: external side of plasma membrane. The coding region runs from base 103 to 1137 and encodes 344 amino acids. The transcript has 7 exons.